CCAGCUGGGACAGCCACCAUGGCCGACGAUCAAAGUAACAGGCCGCAUAGGAAGAUGAAGGAGAAGAAGCCGCAUUCUGGAGGUCCCAACCCGAAAGCUUUUGCCUUCGCGGCACCGGGAAAACUUCAGAAGCGGGCUGCGCGUUCUCACGAUGUCAAAGAAAAACGCCUGCACGUUCCCCUUGUCGACCGCCUCCCUGAAGAUGCACCCCCGAUCAUUGUCGGCGUCGUUGGUCCACCCGGCGUUGGUAAAACCACUUUGAUUAAGUCCCUCAUUCGAAGAUACACAAAGCAAACCCUCUCCGCACCCACCGGUCCUCUUACAGUCGUGACGUCUAAGCGACGGCGCCUGACGUUCAUAGAAUGCCCGGCCGAUUCGCUAGCGAGCAUGAUCGAUAUCGCAAAAGUAGUGGACAUCGUGCUGCUCAUGAUUGACGGGAACUAUGGCUUUGAAAUGGAGACUAUGGAGUUUCUCAACCUGCUGUCGGCGAGUGGUAUGCCAGGGAACGUUUUCGGUAUACUUACACAUUUGGAUUUGUUUAAAAAACAGGAGACUCUGAAGUUACAGAAGAAGAGGCUGAAACAUAGAUUUUGGAGCGAGCUUUUCCAGGGCGCGAAGCUCUUUUAUCUGUCUGGCGUGGUCAAUGGCCGAUACCCGGACAGGGAGGUUUUGAAUAUUUCCAGGUUCUUGUCUGUCAUGAAGAAUCCUAGGCCCUUAGUCUGGCGCAAUUCGCAUCCCUAUUGCCUCGCAGAUCGAUUCUUGGAUGUCACGCCGCCGACAGAAAUUGAACAGAACCCCAAGUGCGAUCGCACCAUAGCAUUGUACGGAUAUUUGCGGGGGACGAACUUCUCGGCUCAAAGGUCUCGAGUACACAUACCGGGUGUUGGUGAUCUUAGUGUUUCGAGUACGGAAGCCCUACCAGAUCCAUGUCCGACCCCCUACGUAGAACAAGCACUGGCAAAGGUUACCGGGAAAAAGAAACGAGCGAGGUUAGGCGAGAAACAGAAGAUUUUGUUUGGGCCCAUGUCAGAUGUAGGAGGCGUACUGGUUGACAAGGAUGCGGUAUAUAUUGAUGUCAAGACCUCAACUUUCAACCAAGACCAGGAUUCCGGCCAGGAGCGGGGUUUAGGCGAGCACCUCAUGGUAAGUCUGCAGGGUGGGAGGAGAUUACUGGGGGAGGCUGAUGCUGGUAUGCGACUAUUCAAUGGUGGCGAGCUUGUUGAUAAGACUAUUGCCGAAGACGAUGAAGAUUCCGGGAGAAAGUCACAUCGGCAAGCGAGAGUCGCAGGAGGGGAAGUAAUAGACGAUGCCGAACUGGAAGGGAUUAGCAGCGAUGACGAAGAGUUUGACCAAAACACGGCUAGCGAAGAAGACGGAGACGAUGAGGACGGGUAUCUGGAGACAAAUGGGGCGACGAAUGACAAACAUACUUUCAAACGGCGGAGAGGUUCAGAAGCUAAUGACGCAUCUGGGGAAGAUGUCGCGUUCGCAGACAGCGACUCUGAUCUUGGCUCCAUAUCAAGCCAAGAUCCAGAACCCGAAGAUCCCAACGAUGAAGAUCUCGAUUCUGACGAACAGGAUGAGGAUGAAGACGGAGAAGGCACUUUACGAUGGAAAUCUAAUCUUCGCGAAAAUGCUACGAAGAUUCUCGGUCAGAAGAGGCCAUAUAGGACCACCGAACUUGCCCGUAUGGUGUAUAAUCUUUCGCUAACACCGGCCGAAGUUAUUAGGAAAUGGCGAGGAGAGGAAGAUGAGGAGGAAGAGUUCGAUGAUGAUGAAAAUGACUUCUUCCAGAGGUCGAAAGCGCAGGAUGUUGCAAGUGACGAGGAUCGCUAUAUGUCCAAGUUUAACUAUGCCGCUUUGGAGGGAAAGUGGGGAAAUGAAGAGAACAUCAAGUUAUUGAAGAAGCGCUUUGUUGGUGGCCAUUUCAUGGAUAAAGACGUCGAGGACGACGAGGACGACAGCUUCGAGGGAUUUAGUAAGGAUGACGGGGAUGGUGAAUUCGAGGAUUUAGAGACGGGAGAGUCAUUCGGCCCAAAACAGCUGCACUCUCGGCCUGACGACACUAGGGCUCAAGAAGAAGAACGACUGCGAAAUGCUCGAAGGAAAGAGGAGCUCAAACUCAGCUUUGAGGAGGAGGAUAGAGAAGGCUUCGCGAAUAAUAAGGCCGGAGUAAGAAAGGAAACUGGGGAAGAGGAAGAGUUUGGCGAAGAUGACUGGUAUGACGCGCAAAAAGCGAUGAUCCAGAAGCAACUCAACAUCAAUCGCGCGGAAUUCGAUCAACUGGACGAGAUGUCACGAGCCCGGGUCGAAGGCCAUAAAGCAGGAACAUACGCUCGUAUCAUCCUCGAACAAGUGCCAUAUGAGUUCUCCGCAAACUUUAACCCACGAUAUCCCAUCCUGAUUGGUGGUCUCACGCCAACUGAAGAACGUUUCGGGUUCGUCCAAGUCCGCAUAAAGCGCCACCGCUGGCACAAGAAGAUACUGAAGUCGAGCGAUCCCCUUAUCUUCUCUCUCGGCUGGCGAAGAUUCCAAACUCUCCCUAUGUACAGCAUAUCGGACUCCCGCACUCGGAACAGAAUGCUGAAGUACACACCCGAGCACAUGCACUGCUUCGGCACCUUCUACGGCCCACUCAUCGCACCAAACACAGGCUUCUGCUGCGUGCAAUCUCUCUCUAACAAGACCCCCGGGUUCCGUAUUGCUGCGACCGGCGUCGUCCUCAACGUCGACGAAUCUACCGAAAUCGUAAAGAAACUCAAACUCACCGGCCACCCCUACAAGAUCUUCAAAAAUACGGCUUUCAUUAAAGAUAUGUUCCAAUCCACCCUUGAAAUCGCGAAAUUCGAGGGCGCCAGUAUCCGCACCGUUUCGGGGAUCCGAGGUCAGAUCAAACGCGCGUUGAGUAAACCCGAAGGGAAUUUCCGCGCGACGUUUGAGGAUAAGAUUUUGAUGAGCGAUAUCGUGUUUCUGAGGGCUUGGUAUGCGAUUAAACCGCGCCGAUUCUAUAAUCCAGUUACGAAUUUACUGGAGAAGCCAGGGGAGGGUGACGACAGUGAGUCUACGGGCUGGAAGGGCAUGAAAUUGACAGGUCAAGUGCGAUUUGAGCAAGGCAUCGCAACGCCAAAGGUGUCAAACUCGGCGUAUAGAAACAUUAAACGUGAAACGAGACAUUUUAAUCCGCUCCGGGUCCCACGCAAACUUGCUGCAGACUUGCCGUUUAAGUCGCAGGUUGCGGCGAUGAAACCACAAAAGAAGCAGACGUAUCUGCAGAAGCGCGCAGUAGUGGUUACUGGGAAGGAGGAGAAAAGGGCCAGGCAGUUGAUGAAUCAGGUCAUGGCGCUGAGAAAUGAGAAGGUAGAGAAGAGGAGGAAGAAGCAGGAGGAGAGGAAGGAGCCGUAUAAGAGGAAGGUAGAGGAGAACGAGGGGAAGAGGAGAGAGAGGGAGAAGAAGGAGAAGGAUGAGUUUUGGAGGAGGGAGGGGAAAAAGAGAAAAUUUCAGGGUGAGGGUGAGGGUGGGGAUGGGAGUGGUGGAGGGAGAGGGGGAAAGAGGAAGAAGUAG
Messenger RNA from Lindgomyces ingoldianus, 3561 nucleotides. Its product is annotated as ribosome biogenesis protein-like protein. Gene Ontology annotation, biological process: maturation of SSU-rRNA from tricistronic rRNA transcript (SSU-rRNA, 5.8S rRNA, LSU-rRNA); endonucleolytic cleavage of tricistronic rRNA transcript (SSU-rRNA, 5.8S rRNA, LSU-rRNA); ribosome biogenesis. Gene Ontology annotation, cellular component: nucleus; 90S preribosome. The record is from RefSeq and is a predicted model, not a curated record. The transcript has 3 exons. The coding region runs from base 19 to 3561 and encodes 1180 amino acids. Gene Ontology annotation, molecular function: GTPase activity; U3 snoRNA binding; ATP hydrolysis activity. Lineage: Eukaryota; Fungi; Ascomycota; Dothideomycetes; Pleosporales; Lindgomycetaceae.